GGCGGCGGCGGCGGCGGGAGCGCAGCGGUGCCCGGAGCGCGCGAUUUUUUUGAGCCGGCGGCGACCGCCCACCCCCGCCAUGGCCAGCAACGUGACCAACAAGACGGACCCGCGCUCGCUCAACUCGCGGGUGUUCAUCGGCAACCUCAACACGCUGGUGGUGAAGAAGAGCGACGUGGAGGCCAUCUUCGCCAAGUACGGCAAGAUCGUGGGCUGCUCGGUGCACAAGGGCUUCGCCUUCGUGCAGUACGUCAACGAGCGCAACGCGCGCGCCGCCGUGGCCGGCGAGGACGGCCGCAUGAUCGCCGGCCAGGUGCUAGACAUCAACCUGGCGGCCGAGCCGAAGGUGAACCGGGGCAAGGCGGGGGUGAAGCGCUCGGCGGCCGAGAUGUACGGGUCGUCGUUCGACCUGGACUACGACUUCCAGCGGGACUACUAUGACCGGUACCAGUAUAAACCAGUGCAGAGCGGGAUGUACAGCUACCCCGCCCGCGUGCCGCCCCCGCCCCCCAUCGCCCGCGCCGUGGUGCCCUCCAAGCGCCAGCGCGUCUCCGGCAACACCUCCCGGCGCGGCAAGAGCUUCAACAGCAAAUCCGGACAGCGCGGCUCCUCCUCCAAGUCGGGAAAACUGAAAGGCGAUGACCUGCAGAGCAUCAAGAAGGAGCUGGGGCAGAUCAAGGCCAAGGUGGACGCGCUGCUGGAGAGCCUGGAGCGGCUGGAGCGGGAGCAGAAGGCCAAGAGCGAGAAGGCCGAGGAGGAGCAGGGCGGCAGCGGCUCCAAGAAGGACGAGGCGGGCGGGGCCAAGGCCGAGGGCGGCAACGAGGACUCGGCGGAGGAGGGCGACCUGCUGGACGACGACGAGGCCGAGGAG
This is a messenger RNA of Pseudopodoces humilis (Tibetan ground-tit), 871 nucleotides long. The record is from RefSeq and is a predicted model, not a curated record. Lineage: Eukaryota; Metazoa; Chordata; Aves; Passeriformes; Paridae.